Stylophora pistillata is the source of this 1129-nucleotide messenger RNA. RefSeq names its product glucose-6-phosphatase 2-like. Lineage: Eukaryota; Metazoa; Cnidaria; Anthozoa; Scleractinia; Pocilloporidae. Gene Ontology annotation, molecular function: glucose-6-phosphatase activity. The record is from RefSeq and is a predicted model, not a curated record. Gene Ontology annotation, cellular component: membrane. Gene Ontology annotation, biological process: gluconeogenesis; glucose 6-phosphate metabolic process.
CAUCUUGGCGCCCGGUCUCCCCUUUCACUUCGUCAGAUGCUCUGUCACACAGUUGUGUCCGAAAAUUAAAUGGACGUUGUUUAUGAUUCAGGGAUCAAUUUUAUCAUUUAUUUACAAAAAUAUUGCACCAAUCGGCAAAAGGAGAUGCUCUUCCUUUCGAAAGUUGGUGAUCCUAGAAACUCCUUUCUGAUCUAUUUUCCAGUGGCUUUUCAUUUGAAUCACAGUUUAGGAGUGAGUGUGUUGUGGACAGCUGUGCUGUCUGAAUGGCUCAACCUAAUUUUGAAAUGGAUUCUGAGAGGUGACAGACCAUACUGGUGGGUACAUGAGUCAGUGCAAUGGAAGAAUGUGACACUUCAGCAGUUUGAAUUGACUUGUGAAACGGGGCCAGGGUCACCAUCCGGUCAUGCUAUGGUCACCUCUGCUGUGCUAUGCUUGCUGGUGUUGCAUGUGAUGAGCUCACUCAAGGGGACAAUCUUAUUCCAAACUCAUCUGUUGUUGAGAUAUUUUACAACUGUGAUAGUUUGGAGUUUUUUUGUAAUUGUUCUCUCUCUUGUUUCAGUCUCAAGAAUAUUCAUAGCAACACAUUUUCCUCAUCAGGUUCUACAGGGCACAGUAAUUGGUGUGAUUCUAGCAUUUUUUGUAAGAAAAAAUAUUUCUAAAUUGCUAAAAAUUACCUAUUCUUUUUCUUAUUGUGCAGCUUUUUCCUUAGCCAUGGUGACAAUAACUUUAGUGUCACAUUUUAUCCUUUCAAUCCUUGUGUAUGAUCCUUCAAUUUCGGUUAUGAAAGCCAAGAAGUGGUGUAUGAAAGCAUCAUACAUCCAUCUGGAUACUACGCCAUUUUAUGCACUAGUUCGUGAUUCUGGAGCAACUUUAGGAUUAGGAAUUGCUUUCACUGUGAUGAGAUUGAUUCUCAGAACAAGGGAAAUUAUUUGGAGAGGAUUUCAAGCAGCAUUACUGACAGGAAGUUUGAAAAUUAAUUUGUCAGUUUUUGUAUUACAGUUGUUGGAAGUGAUAUCUUUGCCAAAAUCACAUCCUUUGCUAUUUUAUUUUGCUGGAUUCAUUCGAUGCUCUCUUAUUCCAGUUGUUGUAAUUUUUAUUGUUCCAAGCAUAGUAUCACAGUGAGUGAAUU